Molecule: messenger RNA, 2259 nt
Organism: Pipra filicauda (Wire-tailed manakin)
Lineage: Eukaryota; Metazoa; Chordata; Aves; Passeriformes; Pipridae
Gene: PPP2R3B
Product: protein phosphatase 2 regulatory subunit B''beta
Exons: 14
Coding region: 278-2023 (581 amino acids)
Biological process (GO): protein dephosphorylation
Cellular component (GO): protein phosphatase type 2A complex
Molecular function (GO): protein phosphatase regulator activity; calcium ion binding
Source: RefSeq, a predicted model, not a curated record
GCUUGACACAGGCGGGGCGGUCCCACCGCCCCCCCCGGCCCGUCACCAUGGCGACCGCCGCCGCGUCCUGCGGGGCGGAAGGGCCGCCCUCUCGCGAGACGCCGGGGCCGGGCCGGAAGGAGGCGCGUGUUUGAAGGCGGCGGCGGGAGGGGCGGCGGCGGAGCUGGGUAGGGGAACCAUGAAGUCUGUGAAACACUAGAAGUCAAGUGGAAUGUUUAGAUGAUUGUCAAAUCUUUACUUUGAAUUUGAACCAAGAAAACAAGGAAACUGGUAGAAAAUGUCACCUGGGAAAAUUUUGCAACCUGCAAUGAAGAUGAAGGUAGAUGAACUCUUUUUGUGCUGGUUGAGUCAGCCUGCAACUCAGUCGACAAUAAAGGACUGCUUGAGAAGAGUCAAGAAUGAGGAGAAAACAGAGAUUGGUAAUGCAGAUUCAGGAAACAGUAAAAAUGAGAGGUUCACUAAUAAAAAUUCCAAUUCCAAGCAGUCCAUAUUAGGAGAUACCAGAUUGCCUUUAAUGUCCUUCAGUCCUCCUCAGCUUUCUACUACUCUUCCAUUGGCAACUCCAGCUACCUCAAGGAGCAUUUCUAAUGUUAGAGCAACACGUCAAUCCUCAAGAACAAAAGUAGUUCAGACAAAGAAGGAAGAAACUUUGCCACCCUCACAUAGUCAAAACAUUCCAACUUUUUAUUUUCCUCGAGGAUGUCCUAAGGAAAAAGUGAAUAUAGAUGCUGUGAUUGCCAAAAUUGAGAAAACUUUCUCUGAAUUUCCAAAUGAGAGGGCAACAUUAGAAGAUAUGGGGAAGGUUGCAAAGGCUUGUGAAUGCCCACUUUACUGGAAAGGUCCCUUGUUUUAUUGUGCUGGAGGUGAACGAACAGGAUACGUGUCGGUUCAUAAAUUUGUUGCAAUGUGGCGGAAAAUACUUCAGACCUGCUAUGAUGAUGCUGCAAAGUUUGUUCAUCUUCUUAUGAACCCUGGAUGUAACUACUUGGUGCAAGAAGACUUCAUUCCUUUUUUACAAGAUGUGGUGAAUAGUCAUCCAGGCCUUUCAUUUUUAAAAGAAGCGUCUGAAUUUCAUUCUCGGUACAUUACAACAGUCAUACAGAGAAUAUUUUAUACAGUAAAUAGGUCCUGGUCUGGAAAAAUAACUUGUAACGAGCUCAGGAAAAGCAACUUCUUGCAGAAUGUGGCAUUAUUGGAAGAGGAAGCUGAUAUUAACCAGCUGACAGAGUACUUCUCAUAUGAACAUUUUUAUGUUAUCUAUUGCAAAUUUUGGGAGCUGGAUACAGACCAUGACCUCUAUAUUGAUCGGAAGGAUUUAGCUCGUCAUAAUGAUCAUGCAAUUUCAAAUAGGAUGAUAGAGCGGAUCUUCUCAGGGGCAGUAACAAGAGGUAGAAAAGCACAAAAAGAUGGGAAGAUUAGCUACGCUGAUUUUGUCUGGUUUUUGAUAUCUGAAGAGGACAAGAAAACACCAACUAGCAUUGAAUACUGGUUCCGCUGCAUGGAUCUUGAUGGGGAUGGUGCUUUGUCUAUGUAUGAAUUGGAGUAUUUUUAUGAAGAACAGUGCCAAAAAUUAGAUAACAUGGCCAUAGAACCUUUGCCAUUUGAAGACUGUUUAUGCCAGAUGCUGGAUCUUGUAAAGCCACAACAUGAAGGAAAAAUUACCCUGCAUGAUUUAAAGCGAUGUAAGUUGACAAAUGUGUUCUUUGAUACUUUUUUCAACAUCGAAAAAUACCUUGACCAUGAACAGAAGGAUCAGUUUUCUAUGUUGCGGGAUGGUGAAGGUGAAAGUCCAGAGGUCUCUGACUGGGAGAAGUAUGCUGCUGAGGAGUACGAUAUCUUGGUAGCAGAAGAGGCAGCAAGUGACCAAUGGAAUGACGGGUAUGAAGCAGAACUGAAUCCUGUAGACCAUCAGAAGGCCAAUGUCCUAAAGUAUCAAAUGGAGAAAAGACCAUUUUUUGAAAUGCCUUCCCAUCUGGCUGAUGUAGACUUGGAUGAAUAUGACUAUGAAGAAGAUUUUGAGUAGAGGUUACUUAUGGUCAACACUUGCAGAAAAGAAGGACAGUCUGCAGCAGGUCUGCUACACACCAAUACGUUUCAGUGGGGGUUGUUUCCUGGAAGUCAGCUUAGUUUUGUGCUAAAAAUAUUUAAUCACUACACUACCUUCUAAGUAAAAGAAGCGUAUUUGUAUGGUAUGAUGAAAAUUUUUGUAUUUAUUCAAUAGUUUAUAGUUUUUAAAAUAGAUUAAAAUAUUUAUUUACA